Juglans regia (Persian walnut) is the source of this 1639-nucleotide messenger RNA. Its product is annotated as serine/arginine-rich splicing factor SR34A-like. The transcript is spliced from 14 exons. Gene Ontology annotation, molecular function: mRNA binding. Bases 430 to 1257 code for a protein of 275 amino acids. The record is from RefSeq and is a predicted model, not a curated record. NCBI's taxonomy places the organism in Eukaryota, Viridiplantae, Streptophyta, Magnoliopsida, Fagales, Juglandaceae. Gene Ontology annotation, cellular component: ribonucleoprotein complex; cytoplasm; nucleus.
UCAGUUUCCACUCGUAAUAACGGUGUCGUUUAAAGCCAGGGUUUAUUAUUGAGCCUGAUUGCUUCGUGCGCCGUUCUCCCUCUCCCGCUCCCUCUCCCUCAAAGUUUUCUCCGAAACCCUAAGACCAAAAGAUGACAAGCGCUUGGAGAAAAUUGAGCAUUGCAAUCAUACAUAGGGAUAUAGAGAGGGAAUGGGAGAAUCUGGGUGGAGUUAUGUGUAUUAUAUAUUAUUAUUGGAGAUUCUUGCUCACUCUUAGAAGAUCUAUACAUCUGCUAAUAUUCUGGAGAGGAUGAGGAGGUCAAAUUUUAUUUUCAAUAUUAUUAUAGCAUUGGAGCAUCUUGGAGCAAAUGAGCAAUGGAGCUUGUGGAGUACGGCUCACCUCGAGGAUUGCUCUCUUGUUGGUAAUCUGCACUAUUUCAAGUGUCGGAUAUGAGUGGUCGUUUUUCUCGCUCAAUCUAUGUUGGCAACCUGCCUGCAGAUAUAAGAGAAUCUGAAAUUGAAGAUCUAUUCUACAAGUAUGGCCGUAUAUUGGAUAUUGAAUUAAAGAUUCCGCCCCGCCCUCCGUGUUAUUGUUUUGUGGAGUUUGAUAGUACUCGGGAUGCAGAAGAUGCAAUUAGGGGUCGUGAUGGCUAUAAUUUUGAUGGUUGCCGUCUAAGGGUUGAACUUGCCCAUGGUGGUAGAGGGUCAUCUUCAAGUGAUCGUCGUGGUGGCUACAGCGGCGGUGGUGGCGGAGGUGGCGGCGGCGGUGGCGGCGGUGGCGGUGGCAGUAGUGGGGGCCGAUUUGGUGUCUCACGCCAUUCUGAAUAUCGAGUUAUUGUUCGUGGGCUUCCUUCUUCUGCUUCCUGGCAAGACUUGAAGGAUCAUAUGCGUAAAGCUGGUGAUGUAUGUUUUGCGGAGGUAUCCCGUGACAGUGAAGGGACCUUUGGCAUUGUUGAUUACACUAAUCACGAUGACAUGAAAUAUGCUAUCCGUAAACUCGAUGACACCGAAUUCAGAAAUCCUUGGGCAAGAGCUUAUAUUCGGGUGAAGAAGUAUGAGAGCAGUAGAAGCCGCAGCCGCAGCCGAAGUAGAAGCCGCAGCCAAAGUAGGAGCCGCAGCCGAAGCAGAGGUGAAAGAAGGGACAGGAGUAAAUCACUGGAGCGCUCUAUUUCUCGAUCGGUAUCAAGGUCCAGAUCUGCCUCUCCUGUCAAAUCUUCCAGGCCAAGAUCAAGAUCGAGGUCAGGAUCUCCCCACCAGGCACGGUCGGGUAGUGGCUGAUUGAUAUCCAUGGACCAUGCAAUUGAUGUUAAAACUCUUCCAGACAUUUGGUAGAGGAGUUUGAGUGGAAAUUUUACUAGAUUUUUACAUGGUUUUGGUUGGAAUGUAUUAAUGAUGAUGCUUAGUAGACUAGGUGUGCGUUGCAUCGCUUGAUACCUCUUGAAAUAUUUGGUCCUGCAAACUGGUUAUUUUGCCUGUUUCUUUCCUUUCUAUUUAGGCUGUUAUCUGCCUAGCAUCCAUAUUUUAGGUACUUACUGUCCAGGAGAUUUGUGACUUCUUACCUAUUGUGAGUGGCACUUUCGUUGGUUUGCAAUUCUAAUGUUUGUCAUAUAAUUGAUGAGGUCAUAAUCUCUGAUUUUGGCCUAUUUAGUCUUGUGAUGUA